CGAAGGUCGAAAGCGAGGCUUCGCUGCCAUCAGCUCCCGGUUGCCGGCGGGUCGGAGGUUCGAGCCCCGGGGAGGGAAGAGAGCCGAAAACAAGGAUAGCUCACCUUUAAACCCAGUGCCCUUCCUCGCCUGCCCACCUUUGCUCUCCAGACAGACAUUCAGCGGGCAAUCCUUUUUCUCUCUGUCUCCCCCUCCCUCUCCUAACCCCCACCUCCCUUCCCCUUCCCCCCAACCCAUCUUCCCCUUUAUUCUCCUUCUUCACCCCACCUCCCCCAACAAUUGAUGGAUCGACUCCUGUGAAGAGCCGAAAAGGACAAUCCUGGAUUCUCGAGUCAACCACAACACACAAACACACUCAAAAAAACACAAACCGAGGAUUGCUCAUUUUUAAGGAAAAAUAUUGCUCUCUUUGUAAUUUAAUUUGGUAACUGUUUUCCCGGUUGGAAGGCUGGACCCUUAUAAGAACAAUCGUCCCACGAUGUGCUGCCUAACAUCUACCGCAGGAAACUUGUAAAUGGAUUUUGUUGAGCGCGGGAUGAUGGCUCAUGGAAUUCCUUCGCAGGGAAAAAUUACCAUCACGGUGGACGAGUACAGCUCCAACCCGACUCAAGCUUUCACUCACUACAACAUUAACCAGAGUCGCUUCCAGCCACCCCACGUGCAUAUGGUUGACCCUGUCCCAUAUGACACUCCGAAACCAGCAGGCCACACACGAUUUGUCUGCGUCUCAGACACACACUCCCGAACAGAUGGCAUUCAGAUGCCGUAUGGGGACAUACUGCUUCACACGGGUGAUUUUACAGAGCUGGGACUCCCCACGGAGGUUAAGAAGUUCAACGAUUGGUUAGGAAGCCUUCCCUAUGAAUAUAAAAUAGUCAUCGCUGGAAACCAUGAACUGACGUUUGAUAAGGACUUCGUUGCUGAGCUGGUGAAGCAGGACUACUACCGCUUCCCAUCUGUCUCCAAGUUGAAACCCGAGGACUUUGAUAAUGUCCAGUCACUCCUGACCAAUUGUAUUUAUGUGCAAGACUCGGAGGUAACGGUGAAAGGAUUUCAAAUAUACGGCACACCGUGGACACCGUGGUUUAAUGGCUGGGGCUUCAACUUGCCCAGAGGCCAGUCUCUGUUGGACAAAUGGAAUCUAAUUCCAGAGGGAAUCGAUAUUCUCAUGACACAUGGACCACCAUUGGGUUUUCGAGACUGGGUUCCCAAAGAGUUACAGAGAGUUGGCUGUGUCGAGCUCUUAAACACAGUGCAGAGGCGAGUACGGCCAAAACUACACGUCUUUGGAGGAAUCCACGAGGGGUUGAGUCUUUGGAAUUCCCUUCUUCAAAAGACAAUGGAUGCAGAAUCUUUAAAUAUUUUUAAGGCAGAGGUUACGGUAUUAUGACAGAUGGCUACACAACAUACAUAAACGCCUCCACUUGCACAGUCAGCUUCCAGCCAAUAAAUCCGCCAAUUAUCUUUGACCUUCCGAACCCACAAGGCUCCUGAGAACUGCUCCUCACACUAAAAUGGAGGUUCUAUAAACUGCCAUUUUUUUUUCUAAUGGAAAGCGUGACUUUAAAAGAAAAAUAAUAAUUCUGUUUAAAUGUUUUCUCUUGUAUGACCUGGUUCUCUUUUUUUUUGUAAAAAUGCUGGUACAAAUCGUAGCGAUUGUGCUGUUAAUACAGAUUGGUUCUCAUAAGAUUAAUGAAGCUUUGUGACUUUGUAAGAGCUGAACUAUGAUAUUUUGUUUGCAUCUGCUGGUUAAACUGUUAAAGAAAUAAUCGCAGUCAUUGAGUGUCAGCUUUUUGGUUUCAGUUCAGUUCAGAUUUCUUGGUGUUGGAGGUUUCUGAAGAGGCCAACGUCAACAAAAUUUUGAGAUGAAAGUGGACAAUUGUAACCAAAUGAAUUCCUUCUGAAACUCCCCCUCCACAUGUCCCUACUGAUCUGUGCCCCUUCAACAAGUACUGCCAAGCACCCAUGUCAUGGCCAGUACUAAACUAAUGGAGGAAGGAAUUUUAGACGGAUCAACCCUCACGAAGCUUUGGAAUCAUCUACAGAUUAAUGCCACCAGUUUCUCUCGGCCCUCAGUCAAGCCUACCAAUUUUCUAUUCCCUGUAUUCCAUUUCUAAAAGUAAGAAAGCCCAUAAUCUAAAUACUUUAAUGAAGCUAAAGGUGUCCAUUUAAUGUGCAUGCUUUUGCACAAAGAGUUUGCUUUAAUGUUUUAGCUGUAUAAUGUCAUUCCUGGUUAAAGACUUGGCUAGAUACAGAAACUGUUCCUAUUUACCAAUGGACCAGAUCGUAGAACACUUAAUUUGCUGAAUUGACGCCAUUCAAUAACCCUGUGAAUUGGACCAUUGGUUAUCCCCUUAUGAGGCUGCUAUAUUCCCUGCAUGCCGAGUUCUUGUUCUGUGAAGGGCUUUCUGUUUGGUUCAUGAGCACAAGCAAGUCAUUUCCCAGUGUGAAAUGAAUCUGAAAAAUCAGAGGGUGAUUUGUGACCCUUGUACCUAAAUGAGAUGUUUGUAGUUAGGAUUUGUAAGUGGAUGGAUUAGACCAAGUGGCAUGGGAAUGUUGAUAAGGAGGGAGUAAAGUUACUUUAAUUGAUCUUCUAUACUCUCUAUUGUAACAGACAAGAAUGAUAAAUGACCAUUAGGCCCAUGAAACCUAUCCUUACCCAACCAACUGCCUAAACCAUUGUCUCAAAUUGUUUACCCAUAAUCCUCACUUUCUUCUGACAGAUGGGAGUUACACAAAAUGAUUUGAAUGAUCUGCCAAUAUCUUGCAACUGUUCCAAAGAGGAAUGGAUCUUACCAAGGACUACGUGCCAAACUAUUAGUUCUCGUAUUUUUUUAUAUACUAUCUGUAACCAAGUGAGGUUCAACCUCAUCAUCAAAACAAGGAUGCACUACCUCUUUAAGGAGGUUACUUCACCUUCCUAGGCUGUGUCAUUAUUUCUCAGGAAUUUUGUUCUAUGAUCAGUUUGAGUCCCAAUCCCUUCAGCCUGAUUUCAAUAUGGGCCAUCCUCGCAUGGAGACUCACCAACCCAUAUAUCAGAAGGUCACAAACGUGCUCCCUGGGACAAGUCUGGAAUAUCCACUUUGAGACACCAUCAGAGUUUGGUGAAAUCAAACACUUUUGUUUUAAUUUGGUGAACUAUUUGCUUGCAAUUGUCUCGAAAGUUACCACUUGUAUGUUCCUUCGCUCUUAUGUUGGGUAUUAUGUUGUGUGCAGCAAUUUGUAUGAUGAAGAUCCUACAGCACCACUCCAAGAAGUGUUUAGAUGUUCUCUUUGUGCUUUCCUGACCCAUAUCCCUCAGUAAUCAAUUCCUCGCAUAGUUUGACAGUCAUUCAAAGCACAGAAACAGGUCAGUAUUGGCAUCAGUUCCGUGUCAGUAUUUAUCCUCCACACAAGGCUCCUUUCAACUUUCUUCAUCUGAUACCCUCAAUUUAUUCUCUAUUCUGUCUCCCUCAUUGUUUACUUCUCCCUUGUAGCUUCCCCUUAAUUGCAUCUAUGCUUUUUGCCUCUACUCCUUGUGAUGGUGAGUUCCAUAUUCUUAUUCUGAGUGAAGAGGUUUCUCCUGAAUUAUGUAUUGCUUCUAUUGGUGACUGCAUUGUAUGCAUGAUCACUUGUUAUGGUCUUGCUCCAAGGCCAGAAUAUUUUCUCCAUAUCUACCUCACUAAUGUUUCUCAUAGUCAUAAGGAGCUGUACCACGUCACUUCUUCAGUCUUCUCUUCUUUAAUUUCAAUCUUUCCUGAUAGCUACAAGCUCUUAGUUUGAGCAGUGUUCCAGUAAAAUCUACUUUGCCAAUUCUCCAGUACUCCUAUAUCCUUCAUACAAUAUACAGCCCAGAAUACAGAGUCAUUGAGAUCCACAACGCGGGAAAAGGCCCUUUAGUCCAUCAUGUCCACAUUGGUCAAAACUAACCAGCUAAUGGUUUUAAUUGCAUUUUCCAGUCCUUGACCCAUAGCUUUGUGUGCCUUGGUAUCACAAGCCACUACCGUGCUUGUAGACAAUGAGUUCCCAUCACUCUGAGAGAAAAAAGUUUCCUCACAUCUUCAAACCUUCUGCCUAAAUUCAAGUGCUCCAAGUCUGUGCUAAGAAAAGUUAUAUCCAAGUUUAACAUAACUUCUCUGCUUUAAUUCUAUCACUUAGAGCUCCAUUGCUUUGAUUGCAUUUUCCUGGCCUGACUAUCCUGUUCCACUAUUUUUAGUGAUUUGGGUCUCAAUACCCACAGAUUACAGCACUCCAUUUAGAUAGUUAUAGCUCUGUUCAUCUCACAUUCAUGAUCUGUUUAUCAGUGGCAGACCCAUUUUGCAAGUUUGUUAACAUCUUGCCAUGUUUUGUCACAGCCCACUGUAUAUCAAUUAGACCAAAUCAUUAACUUUAGUACCAUUCUCAAAUUGUGAAAUUUGAAACAGGAAUCACUUGUCCAGGAGUAGAUGUGGGCUGUAGGGAGGAUCAGACGCCGUCAGAGGAGCUGUGUCCAGAAGCAAAUCGCUUAGGCACACUUCAUCGGGAGGAAGAAUUUUGAUUGAGAAACCCAAAGUUCUGGGAAGUCAGCUAAAAUGGCCAGUCUGACCCUGGGGAGGAAUCCGGAUAUGUGCUCACCUUUCUAUUUGAACCCCAGUGUUGCUCUGAAGUGCAGUCAAAGGAAGUCAUUUUACCAUUAAAUACCCGUUUUCGGAUGCAUGCAUCAAGCCAUAUUUUCUUUCAGCACUGUAAGGACCAUCAAAUGGGACAGAAGUGAGUGGAGGAAUGUUCUGUCAGUGUGCAGGGACAAUCAGGAAAUAUUCCCAUCAUUCCUGAGCUACAGUGACAAGCUGAGCAUCUGGGAAGGAAUAGUUUUAAUUGGAUUCAACAUUAUCCUCCAUGUUUCAGUCAAACUGGUAACUUCUGUUCAGGAACAAGUAUAAAUGACAACAUUAUGCUUACAUCUCUGAUUCUCAUAGGACUUAACCAAAUGCUUCAGAAAUUCUCUCACUGACCAAUGGAUUCUGGCAAGCUGCCGUUCCAGAUAUUGGGAAACACAUAUGAGUAGCUUGUUAAUGAGAAAAGCAAAUGACGGACCGGUCAACCGGUAAUAUUGAUUUGUGAUGACAUAAUGCCGACACUGAUUCCUCCUUAAUGUGAUUGCAGAAUUGUGUGCUUCAGGUUCCAUCUUGUUUAAUCAAAAGCUGCGUCCAGAUUUUCCUGUGCAAUUGUAAGGAGAGACCUUGUUUGUACAUCGAUUGAAAAUGGAGAAAAUCAUUUGUUUAAUUACCCAAGAAAUGUCAUUAGGUCAUAGAAAUCACUUGUUUAAGUACCCAAGAAACAUCAUUAGGUCAUAAAGUCCCUGGAGCCUGCUCUACAAAUCAAUGAGAUUGUGGCUUCACAUUUACAUCAACUUUAUUAGCCUGCAUCUUGCACCAUUUCCCUUGAUUCCCUCAGCUCCCAACUCAAUCUUGAGUACGUUUAAUGACAACGCAUUAACAGCAUACUGACGUAGAGAAUUCCCAACAUUCACAGUCCCUGAAUGAAGAUGCUUUUCCCAUUCUCACUCUCAGGUUAAGGGUUCAGCCAUUUAGGACUUCAGAGUUCUACACUCCAAAGCUAAAGGAAUACCUCUCCACAUCAACCCUUUAAACUCACUAAGAAUUUUAUGUUUCAAUGAAAUCACCUCCUGUGCUUCUGGAUGCUGGGAAAAAUGUAUUCAUAUUCUGCACAGCCUUCUCAUUCCAGAACUCAACCCUAUGUUUCACCUGUUAGGAGACAAGUGUGUGCUUCAUCAGGAACAAGGACUAAAAUUGUCCUCCACACUACAGCUUUGCUCCCAGUAAUAGGCCAUUUGGCAUCUGUGGUUCCAUGAAUGGAGCCUAUCCCGUACAAAAGAAUUACAUUACCGAUUCAUAAGGAAAUAACCACCUGCAGGGAACACAAACAGAAGGUUGCUGGAAAAACUCGGCAGGUCUGGCAGCAU
Molecule: messenger RNA, 5941 nt
Organism: Stegostoma tigrinum
Lineage: Eukaryota; Metazoa; Chordata; Chondrichthyes; Orectolobiformes; Stegostomatidae
Gene: mpped2a
Product: metallophosphoesterase domain containing 2a
Exons: 8
Coding region: 515-1390 (291 amino acids)
Molecular function (GO): hydrolase activity
Source: RefSeq, a predicted model, not a curated record